UUCGACUCACACGCCUGGCAAGGAUAGUGCACUCGUUUGGCAUGGUUGCGUUUGACUGUUUACAUUGCGGGUUUCAGCUGAUAGAUGUUUAAGUUAAUUAUUAUUGCUGACCGUGUGUUUAUAGUUAAUAUAUGAUAAUCAUGGCAUAAAUAAUAGAUUUAGUGCUCACAUGCCAUAUGGCGCAUCUGAGAUUGUACUAAAAAAGAAAGCUAGAGUUAGCAAGACAGCUAAAAAAGGAUGGAGUGGGAGGAGCUGAGAGGGGACAGCGAGUUCGAGGCAGACAGUGACCAUGAGGAUUGUGAUACAGUGGUGUCAGGAGGUUACAGUGGAGCAGGGUGGAUGGGCCAUCCCUUCCACCACUUUCAUAUCGACCUGGACCCCCAUGAGACUGGCACUGUGCGGAGACGCACUAAAACUAUCGUCACCCCUAAGAUGGCCAUGGAGAGUUUUCGUCUUUCGUUUCUCAACGACGAUCAAGACGUCAACUUUGACGCCAUACUGGGAGAACUGUACGAGCUCGAGUCUCAGCUCAGCAGCACUCAGUCGGAGCUCUCCAGGUCUCUUGGAGGUUCGCACCCUCCCCCACCUGCGGCAUUCCAAGACGGCAGCGAUGGAAGUGAACACAAUGGCAGUAGUGAGACUAUCCACGUCUCUGAGCAGGAAGAACUAGAUCUUCUGGCAGCGGAGAUCACCCGAGGCUUACACUACCACAAAGCAAAUGGACAUUACCACCACCACCACCAUCACCACCAGCACCAGCAGCACCAUCAGCAGACGGUGGGGGGAGAGGGGAUGUGUGACAACGCUGAAACAGACUCGGCCUUCUCCGACAACGCCUCCCUCCCCUCCUCUGAGUCGUUCACCUCCAUGGUGACCGUCUCCUCGUCAGCUGACACCACGUCAUCCUCCUCAGGGGAGACCUGCAGCAUGAACAACGCACACUGUGGAGUAAACCAUGCUGAGGAGGAGCAGAUAGCCAGACUCAAGGCAGAAAAAAUUCGCAUAGCAUUAGAGAAAAUUAGAGAGGCAAAGAUAAGGAAGUUGUUUGUGAGGGCCUUUGCCAAAGAUGGGAGCAGCAAGAGUAUUCUGGUGGAUGAGAAGAUGAGCGUGUCACAGGUGUGUAGCCAGCUGGCAGACAAGAACCAUGUCAGGCUCAACCACAAGCUGUCUGUGGUGGAACACAUGCCAGAGCUCUUGAUGGAGCGUAUCCUUGAAGACCAUGACUCACUGGUAGAAAACAUGGUGAUGUGGACCAAAGAUUCUAAAAACAAAGUGAUGUUUGAGGAGAGAAUGGACAAAUAUGACUUGUUUAGGAAUCCUGAGAAAUAUUUGCUCAGUAGUACUGCAGCCAACAAACAAGGGCCGCUAGCACCAGCUCAAAAGGAUAAACUGAUACAAGAGUUUUUCUCCCCUGAAAGUGUCUGUGUGCCCACAAUGGAGGGGGCGCUGUAUCUCAAAUCUGAUGGCAAGAAGGCGUGGAAGAAAUUUUUCUUUGUUCUCCGAGCUUCCGGCCUGUACUACAACCCUAAAGGGAAACCUAGUAAAAACCCCAAAGAUUUGGUCUGUUUGGUUCAGUUUGAGUAUGUUGAAGUGUACAGAGGAAUUGGUUGGAAGAAAAAGUACCAUGCUCCUACAGAUUUUUGUUUUGCUCUCAAGCAUCCGCAGAUCCAGAAAAAGACAUCCAAAUACAUCCGCUAUUUCUGUGCUGAGACAGAGAUGGCCUUGGACCAGUGGGUCAUGGGGGUCAGAAUUGUCAAGAUUGGUAAACAGAUGCUCCACAACUACGAGAGGCUGACCCAUGAGAUCUCCAUGUGGGACCUGCGACAGCCAGAGCCAGGCGUCGUGGCCGCCGACGAGGCCAUCUGUCAGAUGUUAAAUCACGCUGACCUCAGCGAUAGCCGCAUGUCCGUUCCAGAACCUGGUACCAGACACUCGGUCAUCCAGGUCCAUAACGCAUCACAUAUACGUAACUCAACAUCCGGUGUUAGUGACAACCCCCGGGAUAUGAUUAGCAUAGAGGUGUUGGCAAUCCCACCUAGGAAGAGUUCAGAAGGAAUAGAUGGGAGGUCUCUAAGUGGCUCAGUUGGUAGCUCUUCUAUAGGCUCGAGUGUGUCUGAGUCUAGCCACAAAACUCCAGUCAAGCGUGUGUCCUUCAGCGCCACCCACAGCAUUAUCAAUGGCGACUCAGUGGAGCAGGUGGUCAAGCACAGAGACUCCAUCAUCAGCGCUUCGACUGACUCCAGCGAAGACUCCAACUCUAGCGGUGAGAUCCGGCCAGGUGCCAGUUUCAGGGGAAAAAUGAGACCAAGAUUGCCUGUAACCACAGAGACAACCAGGCAACUUGCUGACAUGUGUAACGUUUCAAUGGAUGAAAAUGCUGAAGCAAUUUACGCUGAGACGCACUACCGUGGCGGCUCCUCGGCUUUUGCCAGAACAGACAGACGCAGGGCCUCCAUGCAGGAGCGCCGCGGGUCAUGUGGGUCUGCCGGGUCUGACAACAGCCAGCGCAGCAGUCAUGUGACACGUCACUCAUCCAUGGCGUCAUCUAUAAAACAGCAUUCAUUAGACAGCGGAGCAGAACAGCAUACAUCUCCUGUUGUUAAACAAAGCAGCCCUGUCCCUGUUGACAGUCCCUACCAGCACGUCAGGCGGAAAAGUGAGCCAUCGGUCGCUGCAGUUAUUGGAACAGUUGUGGAAGAAUCUCCUCAUUCAACCUAUUCACCUGUAUAUUCCCCUCUCAGGGAGGAAAAGGGAGAGCUGGAAUCUCUAGAACAGACUCACAUGUACACAAUAGACCAAGCUCAUGCUGAACCAGUGUAUAAUCAAAUUAAAAGUCCAGCGUCAGUUCGACAAACUAAAGUUUCCAACCCUGCUAUCCCACCCCCAGCGCAGUUCAGGGAAGGGGAGAGCAACCAUAUACCAUCAUUCAUUCAUUCUAAUCAUGAGGUUACGCCAUCACCACAUGUACAGCCUAUGCAAGUUCCACCCCCACCGCCACCUGGACCACCGGCCCCUAUAGCAAACAAUCAAAAGUUUCUAGAAUCUCCCUACGGCACAUGCCCAAGUCAACCCCCAAGCCAACCCACCGGUCAACCCCCCAGUCAACCGCAUUUAAAAUCAUCCCCACCUGCCACCCUCCCCAAACCCCAGAGCAGCCAGUCACUCAAUGGGUCAACCCUUCCAUCAGGUCUUCCAAAACAAGCCCCGCCCCCACCAGCUCGUUUAUCCAGUAACGAAUCAACUUCCUCGUGUUCUGGACUUGACUCAGUCACCAGCUCCCCCAUUCAUGUUCCCAUACCCCCACCCAUGCCACCCCUCACGCCAAAGCUCCCACCCCCAACCUUACCCAAGUCGUCCCAUGCUGCCACCACUGGAGCCAGUCUAAUAGGGAACAACGCCAAACCUCCAACAUCACCUGGUGUGUUCCACACUGAAGGGCUCUCUAGCAAGACCAAUGGCCAGCCUGAUGGAGCGAAGGUCAAAGGUCGACACAACAGCACCUCUAGUGAUGAAAUUACAGGCUGCCCGCCCCAGUCACCAUCCCUGCCAUUUUUAUCCGAACUCUCCAAGAGGAACAACCAGGAUCUGAAUGGAGGAGAUACUGUAGAGUUGAGAAAUGGGCAGCCAACUUCCCUCGCUCAGCAGCAUAGAAGAUCAGCGUCAGCUGGUGGGGUUGUGGGGAGGAAUGAUAAGAAAUGCGCCCCGCCACCCCCUCCAAAACGCAGUGAAAACACACGCUUAUCCAUGGAUCUCAUCCUUCAGCAGCAUUCAGACAAUAACGGAACAUCCGUGCCACUUCAUGAUCCAAUUUAUGAAAAUUUUGAUGGCAUUAUGGAUAUUGACGAGCUCCCUCCACCACCCCCAGAACUUUUAAUGGAUUUACCCUUUGCUGAGAGUGAAAGCCAAAGAACUUGUGGUAAAAAGCCCAAACCACCCCCACCUCCCCCCAAAAGAUCCAAAGAUACCCAGUUGUCUAGUCACUAACUCGGUCCUACCAACAUUUGUGUAGAUUUUAACUCUCUUAAGUCUGUGCCAGGUGUGUUGAUUUCAACUCUUUUAAUUCUGUGCUAUGGUGUGUAGAUUUUUAACUCUCACAAGAUUAAGUGGUAAGAGAAAAGAUCCAAGGCAUUUUAACCGGAUUACUGAUAAAAGUAUUGGAUACCUAUCUGUACAAUGGAUAUAAAAUAUGGAUGUGUUUUCUUACAUUUUUAAUUUAUUCUUGUUAUUUUCUUACAAUUACAUGUACGACUAUACCAGUAAUGUUCACUCCAUUAUUUUCUUUUAUCUGUUGUAUUUAUUAUGUAUUUAUUCAAAUCCCUUGAAGACUACUUUAGACAAGGCUUUCUUUUCAUGUAAAUGUGUUGUGUUGUUUUCAUUUUCUGAAUGACAUUUUCUGUUUUGAUUUACAACUUUCAACAACUAUGUAUAGCGUAAGAAAGAUGUUUUAAAAUACUGGUAUAUUGUGGAUGAAUUAAAAAAUGAAUAUGGGACUAAACCGAUUACCCAAGCAGCUUUAAAAUUAUAUUGUUGGUUUAAAAUAAAUUCUAAAUUAUAAUAAGUGUUUAAAUCCCAUUUCAUAACCCAUAACAGCAUAGUUCAUUAAUACUUGCUGCUCAUCAAUUGUUGAACUAUGUAUAUAUUCCUAUUGCCUAUGAUUGAUGUGUAUUGCAGUUUACUUUGUAAAUUUAAGUAUAAAAGAUACAUUUCUUUAUCAUCUUCUACCUUCAAGCACAUGUUUAGGUUACAAUGUAAAUAAGCAAUAUAAUCCAGUAAUAAUUGUCAGUGUAAAUACCCAUCACUGAUAGUGAAAUAAAUUUUUAAAUUUUGUUGAAGAAGCAGUGCAUAUUUUUUUAUAUGAAAUGAUUUGAGUUUUUUGUUUUCAUCAACGGAAAUGGUUUUACAGUUAAGAAAAAAAAUAGACUAUUAGUUGGCACAUGCUGGUUUAUCAAAAAACCUUUGUGUGUCCAGACAGGACUUGAUGUGGUGGAGAAGUAAAACAGAACCAGAAGGGGUAAGGGAGUCCAGUUGAUAUCAUAAAUACAAUUGAAAAGUGAAAAAGUGAAUACAUUUAUACAUUUUAAAUUUUUUUUUGUUUUGGACUUAUCUGAUGGUGAUUUUUUAAUAUGUAGAAUAAUCAGGAGGGGGGCAGUUGUAUGAAAAAAUCUUGUGAAAAAGCAUAAAAACAAACAGAAAAGCCAAUAAUUGUUAAGUUUGUGAAGCUUACUUAGCAGAAUUCUUAAUGUUGCUGAUUUGUUUUAAAAUAAAUUGAAAAUUUAAUACAUAUACAAAAAAUAUAUUAAAUGAGAUCUUAUAAUUUAUUUUUGCGGUGGUCAUGUUUUUCUAGCUCUACCACUGCAAGUAAUGUCUCUCAAAGCUUUGUAAAACAUAGCUAGCAUACACAUUGUGUACUGAAACAAAAAUAAAAUAAUCUUGCACAAGAAAUCUAACUGUGGACCCGAAACUUAUGUCCUAAAAAAAGGUCUGAUUGAUUUAUGUAUCUGCCAAAUUUUUUCUAGUCAUUGCAUUUAAUUGUUUUUUUUUAGUGAAGAUGGUGCUAUCAUUUAACAUUAACUUUGUAUAAAAGUCCAUUACUUUACUUUUAAACAUAUUUAUUGCUCGAAGAAUUUUUGUUGAAUUAUGGAAGAAACCUAUCAGAUCUCUAAAUUUCAUUCUGGAUUUAUGAAUAUGACAAGCUGAUCACUUACUGAUUUUGCGCUACAUUUACCUUUUUCUUUUUGUUUAUUUUAAAGAUAAUAUGGUUAUAAUAUAAAUAUUUUAGUAGAAAUCUUUUUAACAUGAAGAGUUGAUCUUAAAUGUUAACAGUAAAAAAAAUUUCUUAACCACCCUCUCCUACCCAUUGAGUACCCCAAUUUGAACCAUUUUAAAUUGUAAAUAUAUGUAGGCUGUUUGCAGUAAUAUUUAAUAACAUAGGAUUUAGCAUUUAAUUGGUUUUAUUGAUUUUAAUUACUGACACAUUUUAUCUCAUCCAUCAAACUUUUUUUUAAUGCAGUGUGCAUGCUGAACAGUUCAUUUUAUAUUUGUACUAGUAAUAUUUGUCUUUUAUUUCCUUGAAACAGUUAUAUGUAGAGUAGUUUCCCUGUUUAUCAAAUACUGAUUGCUAAACCAAAAUUUCUAUUGUUUAAACAGCUAAACAUGGCUUCUUACAGCACAAUUGAUCAGUCCCCUUUUUAAAAUACCAGAGUUGGUUUUUAUUUAUUAUAACUGUCCCCCUCCCCUUAUUAAUAUACUUUGAGAUUUAUUGUACAUAGUAUACGAUGCCUCAUCUAUUGCUUUUGUGAUACUGUCUGUAUGACUUUUAUGUCUUACCUUUAGCAUUUGUUUAUUUUUAAUGUCAUAUUUCUCAAAUUUCAAUCAUGAAAAGUAUGUACACCUGCAACAUCGUUCUUAUUAAUCAGAUAAAUUUGUUUGAACUAUGUUGUUGAGCUGUAGCUUUAAAAAAAUUACUUCAACAUUUUAAUUAAAUGUUGCAGAAUUUGGAAUCAUAGAAAAUUCUGUUAGAGAUUUUAAAUUCAAAUAAAAAGCAUUUAAUGGUUAAAAUUAAUUUUAAGAUUAUCAAUGAAAAUGUGUACAAACAAUAUUUUACUCUAUAUUUUCAAAGUGUAUGUUUUGCAGUUUGCUAUCCAUACAUUUUUCUGUGUUAUUUGGUAAAAUAGAAAAAAAAACUCAGCAUAGUUGUAGUUACUAGAAAAAUAUGUAUAAUAAUGUAAACAAUUUUUUGGUUCAUUUGAAAUGUGCACAUAUCUUAUUUUCUACAUGCUAAGUUUUCUUUUAUACCAGAUAUUUUGCAUUAAAUUCUUGCCAAAAUGCAUUUCAUCUAUUUCUUUAUAUUACUGCUGUUAUUUCAGUAAAUACAGCUAUCAAAUCAUUUUUAGAUAAUUUUUACAAAUGUUUUUUCUCCAUCAGUGCAAUAUAUAUUUUAAAUGUAAGUAUCCAAUUAAAGUAGUUUUGCAAAAGUAUUGCAUUUGUACCAAAGUUAAACAAAAAAGAAAUUCACAUUUCUGUCAUUCAUUGUCAUCAUCCAUGAUUUAUCUGAAUAAAAUGUGACCACUGGUGAUUUUAAAAUUUGGUUGAAAGCUUUGUGUGGACUGAUUUAAGUGAAUUAUCCUUACACAACACCAAAAUAUGUAUUCCAUUUCAAAAACCUUGAAGUAAAUGAUAAAUUCCUACUUUUU
Molecule: messenger RNA, 7193 nt
Organism: Physella acuta
Lineage: Eukaryota; Metazoa; Mollusca; Gastropoda; Physidae
Product: ras-associated and pleckstrin homology domains-containing protein 1
Biological process (GO): signal transduction
Source: RefSeq, a predicted model, not a curated record